This is a messenger RNA of Aspergillus alliaceus, 981 nucleotides long. RefSeq names its product glycoside hydrolase family 43 protein. The transcript is spliced from 2 exons. The record is from RefSeq and is a predicted model, not a curated record. Gene Ontology annotation, molecular function: hydrolase activity, hydrolyzing O-glycosyl compounds. Gene Ontology annotation, biological process: carbohydrate metabolic process. The coding region runs from base 1 to 981 and encodes 326 amino acids. NCBI's taxonomy places the organism in Eukaryota, Fungi, Ascomycota, Eurotiomycetes, Eurotiales, Aspergillaceae.
AUGGCGCCGUCAACAUCAAGGAUAGCUCUUCUUCCUACUCUCGUGCUCUCUCUUUUUCCUGGUCGGUGCAUGGCCGAGCCCUGGAAAGCGAUCGAUGCAGAUUUCGCCGAUCCCAGCGUCAUAAGAAUAGAUGAUGGCUACUACGCCUUUGCGACUUCCGCCAACGGCGUCAAUGCCCAGAUCGCCCAUUCUGCGGAUUUCAACACCUGGAGUGUCUUGGAUGGCCAGGACGCACUUCCCGGUCCUUUUCCUAGCUGGGUAAACGGCAAACAUCCCCUUAUCUGGGCGCCAGAUGUUAUCCAACGAGACGAUGGCACUUUCGUCAUGUACUACUCCGCCUCUACCAGCGAAGCCAAUAGCAAACACUGUAUUGGCGCCGCGACCUCUUCCUCCAUCACCGGUCCCUACACCCCCGAGCAGAAGGCCCUUGCCUGUGAUAUCAGCAAAGGCGGUGCCAUCGAUGCCGCAGGCUUCAAAGAUGACGACGGAACAUACUAUGUUGUCUAUAAGGUCGAUGGAAACAGUCUCAACACGGGCAGCGAUUAUCACCCCACGCCUAUCAUGCUCCAGAAGCUGCAGUCCGAUGCCGUGACUCCCGACGGCGACGCCGUGCAGCUGAUUGACCGCGAGGAUGCCGACGGACCCCUUGUCGAAGCACCCAGUAUAGUGAAGAGUGGCGGCCAGUACUAUCUGUCGUUCUCGUCAAACAUGUACAACACCCUGAAGUAUGACGUUAGUUAUGCUGUCGCGUCGGCGGUAACUGGACCCUAUACCAAGGCCUUGGCGCCAAAUGCGCCACUGCUGGGCUCUGGAGAUAGUAGUAAUGUGGGAUCACUUGGGGGACCUGGCGGAUCUGAUUUCCGGGAAGAUGGAGGUGCGAUUGCGUUUCAUGCUUUUAAUAACGGGCAGGAUAUGGAUAAGGCGAGGGGGAUGUGGGUGGCUAAUGUCAAGAUUGAUGGAGGUAGGGUUUCUAUUGAGUGA